AUGCGACGUGGAGAAAAACGCGGCACAUCAGCAGUGGCUGAAAGACGAUGUGCGUUAGGAAACUCCGUUGCCGAGCUCGUGUUAACAUGCACGCAUGCAAGUAAAAUUUGGGAUAAGUUAAAUGCACGAUUCGAACGAAGCUUUACCCAGUGUCUGAACAUGUUGAUAGAGGCAUUUUCUCGUGUACAACGUGACGCCAAAGAGGACAGUAGCACAUACGUCGCGAAACUGCAGAAGCUUUUCGUGGAUUUGAAAGACGAAUUGCAGAGGAAAAAUGAAAACGUUUUGUCUGAAAGAAUUUUAAAUGGCCGAAUUCUCUCCUCAUUAGGCAAAGAAUAUGACGAUUUCAAGAAUCUGUGGGACACAGUUCCAUCUGAAAAUCAAAGUCUGAACCUUUUGAUUGAGAAACUGACAACUGAACUGCGUGAUCAAGGUAUGGUUGAAUCAGCUACGUUUGUUGCACGUAGUUGCCCUAAAAAGAAAAUUUAG
This is a messenger RNA of Schistocerca nitens (vagrant locust), 489 nucleotides long. RefSeq lists its product as uncharacterized. The record is from RefSeq and is a predicted model, not a curated record. The transcript has a single exon. NCBI's taxonomy places the organism in Eukaryota, Metazoa, Arthropoda, Insecta, Orthoptera, Acrididae. The coding region runs from base 1 to 489 and encodes 162 amino acids.